AUGAUAGAGAAGGUGACUUUAUCGGGGCUUUUGAAUUGUGUAGAUGGCCUUUUUUCGGCGAAUGAAGGAGGGAGACUGAUGGUGUUUACCACGAACCGUGUCGAGAAUCUUGACCCGGCUCUGAUUCGGAAGGGAAGAAUGGAUAAGCACAUAAAGAUGUCGUAUUGCAGUUUCGAAGCGUUUAAGGAAAUUGAUAUUACUCCAGCGGAUGUGGCGGAGAAUUUGAUCACUGGGACGACCACCACUGAAGGCUCGACGGCCGUGGCCGCAGCUUGCUUGAAGAACUUGAUCGAAGUUCUAGAGAAAAAGGCGGAAUCGAACUCCUCGGGAGCUGAAGAGAAAGCAGAGGCAGAUGAUGAGGAGGAAGCAGUGAAAGAGAACGGAAAUUGGAUUCUAGAAAAUGGGUAUGUGAAUUCAUGCCGCUCUGUUGCAUAA
Molecule: messenger RNA, 435 nt
Organism: Thlaspi arvense
Lineage: Eukaryota; Viridiplantae; Streptophyta; Magnoliopsida; Brassicales; Brassicaceae
Source: the annotation of a GenBank genome assembly